Lineus longissimus is the source of this 4763-nucleotide messenger RNA. RefSeq lists its product as uncharacterized. Lineage: Eukaryota; Metazoa; Nemertea; Pilidiophora; Heteronemertea; Lineidae. The transcript has 4 exons. The record is from RefSeq and is a predicted model, not a curated record. The coding region runs from base 1996 to 3747 and encodes 583 amino acids.
GACACGUGUGUAAUAUGUUAUGUGGGAAUGUGUUUUGAAUGAAAAUUGAAUUGAAUUUAAAUAUCAUUGGAUGUUACACUGUGUUGCUCUACUAAAGCUGCAUUCAGAGGCGCAGGAGGACGAGCAGUAACUUAUGCUUGCGCCUAUGAUAAUUUCAUCGCCUUGGUCCCUGUGAUGAAACUGGACUGAAUUCCUUCUUUCGGAUUACCCCGGUUUAAAUAUUCAAACUUGGCUGAAAGAGACUUUUGCAGCUUCUAGGAAGCAUGAACUGUAUCUACCAAAAAGUGUCAUCAAUCCUUUGACGAUUAUGUUUCGGGUAUAAUGAAAGUGAAUUUGUUGGGAAACGGCAGAAGCUGUUUGGAUUCGAGCAAAUGAGUUGCCAAUUCGCGGCGGUCAUAAGGAAAAGGCUAAAGAAGGAGAUCCAGGGCGUAUUGUAUUCGGUAAUUUCCGUAUCCUUUCCAAACACUUCCGAAGUUGGACUUCGCGAUUUGAGUAGAGAUCUACGUGUGCAUUAGUUCGCCUGGCCUCUUUGAGCGAUAAAGCAGGCCCAUAUACAGGGAUACCAAACAAGGAGAGAACUGAUGCUGUGAUUCUAUCACAAGAUGCUUACAUCUGCUAAAAAAUGACCGCAGACCGUCUUAGGUGACAAUUUGGCGUACUUCACCGGCCCCUAUGGCCAAUUCAAGGUUACCUCACAGAAUUGACCGUCUCCUAAAAGAAGCGACGACUCUGCUUCUGUUUUUAGAAAGGUGGCUGGUGUCGGAGAUUGAAAUCAACAGUCUGCGGUUGAAAUCGACGGAUCUGUGUCCGAAAAGGACAAUGAAUGUUGGGGUUGAUACAGUUGGUGCGGUGAAUACGAUCAGGAUUUGAGAGCUGCUAUAACAGAGGUAUUGGUCAUCAUUGCAGAGGCUUUUGAUGACAGUGGAUCCGUGGUAAACAGUGUUCUUGCCGACAACUUGACUCGUUUUGAUUUCUACUUCAUGCAACUGGCAGUCGAUGCGUUGACACGUUGGUUCAUUUGGCCUCAUGAUACGGCAAGGGUGUCUUUUAAGACCAGUGGCCAGAAUGAGUAAUAUGCUGUCAUUUUCAGCUGCUUUUGAUUCAAUGAUUACAGAGUAUGGCUCAACAUUGAGGUCUGCAUACAGUUAACGGUGAUUGCCUUAACUGUGCCUAUGGAUAUGUGCUGAGUGGAUAAUCGCAAACACACCAGAUGUGAAUACUAACGUCAUUAAGCAGAGCAGACUAUAGACCGUUAGACCAGCUGUGGUUUCACCGGCAGGACAGAUGAUACACGCGCCUAACGACACAUAGAUGAUCUUAAACCGGAACAACAUUGAAAGCGACCCCACGCGGACGAAAGUGGAAUUGCAGUCCUUUCAGAUACAAUGCAACGUGUGCUUGGACUUUCCAAUAGGAUCUUUUGUGUGAUAUAUUAGAUGGUAAGAGAUUAUUAUUGACAGUUGCAACAUCUUGUCGAACUCGUGUGAUUCUGACGCGCAAUUCAUUAUUGGAAUUUAUGGAAAACUCAUGGAGAGUGCCUAGUCUUUCGGAGUGUGCUACACUGAAAUAUCGAAUUUGUGACUGAAGAGACUGGGUAGAAAUUUGGGAUAUAACUAAGGAUAAACCAUCAACAAGACAGUUAUCAAUUAGCUUCAAUUUACAUGUGUCUUAAGGGCUGUAAGGGUCCGCUGGAGUCCUAAAAGUAGAGUACAGUUCCUACGUUUCAAUACAGCUUCCACGACGACCUAUGGAGUGAUUAUUCACUUACUAUUGAUACAACCUUCCAACUUAAGAAGGACGCUCGCUGAAGAAUCGUUCCAAAAGGCAUAAUAAGCGCAUGUAAUUGAUAUUAAACAAAAAAAAUCGCAGUUAAAUGUUUCAAAAGGGACUGACUUCGGCUGAGGAGUAACAUGAAGUGAGGAAUCACUACAAGGGAUCAAUAAAGGACCGAAAUCUUCACUUUUUAUCAUUUCGUUAAGGACUCAUUUCCAGGAGAUGUUCACAAUGGAUCCCUAUCCAAACUUUAGAUGCAGGUUUAUAUUGAAAUAUGUGACAUUGAUUGCCUUCGUAAUCACAGUGUUUGGCACGUUGUACAUGAUGAGCAAGGAUGACAUAACACGGGAAUCAAGAAGUGAGUACAAACAUCCAUCCGUACACAUUUGGCAUCCAAAAGCCGGAAGUAAACUCUCCAAGCUACUACGCCUGCGCGAACAGAUGGGUGCUUCCGCUUACCGUCCCGUGAUGCCAGGUGUUGCUUCCGGCAUGAAGUUCUAUUUCGAGAACGACAGCCCCAUGGUGAGAUUUGUAUUGAAGAGGUACCCGCACUACGUGACGCUGGCCAACGCCCCAAAGCCCACCAUGGUUCUGCCAUUGUCCAAUAGGAGAUACGAAGAGGGACUUGACACGAUAGAAUCGGCGCAACGCCAUCUGCCGAGGGACAAAAUAAUGGUGUAUAAUCUUGGAUUGACUUCGAAGCAAAAGUCAACACUGGUCAGACUGUGCAAUGUGAGGUUAAUCGAGUUCCCGUUCCGCAAGUUCCCGCCAUAUGUUCGUCUGCUGAUGAAGUUCCAUUGGAAACCGAUUUUGCUACAACUUGCCUUGAACGAGUAUGGGUCAGUUCUUUGGUUGGAGUCCUCCACCCGGCUUACGACUGGUGACCUAAGUCAGGCCAUCAAGGAGGCGAAAGAAACUGGCAUCAAGAUCUUUGGAAUCAAACACGCCUACUCCACGUACAGCGUGACCCACCCUGGGAUGCUGAAGUACCUUCCAACAAACAUGCGGAGGUUGAAAGUCAGCGGGCAGACGCAGACGGCACCGAUGAUAAUUUACCACACGAAAGAUAUCGAGCGGAAGUUCACGAAAUGGUUGGUGCUGUGUGGGUUGGAGAGGUUUUGUUUGGCGCCGCUGCUGUCUAAGCGGCGCUGCAAUGGACUGAAGACCAAUAAAGCUUCCAAGCAUGCGCGUUAUUUAAACUGUCAUAGAUUUGACCAAUCGGCCAUAAACAUUCUUUUGAAGAAUAUGUUUGAUUAUGAUACAUCUAAGUUUAUUUCGAAACAUAGCUUCUCGGUUCUGAAAAGGGGUCCAGCAAAACACUCGAAGAAUCUAAAGUACUGCAUCGGUCCGGCAAAAAGUGAUCCUCAUCAGCAAAACAAGAUUUUGGCUGUUGAAGCUCAUCUUGCAGCUGGGAGGAAGCGUAUUAAGAAACCAAAGGUCAAGGAUAUUCCAGUACAUAAGGUUCAAGGUCAAAUCAGAGGUCAAGGUCAAGGCCAAGCUGCAGCUAAAGUGCGGAAGGCACAAAAGAAGAGGGAACCCGCUAAAGAUCCGUCAGUGAAGGGUUUCCUGAAAAAUAAGGCGCGGAAGGCCGUGAAAAAGCCCAGUGUAGAAAGCCCUGGCUCGAAGAGAAAUCGGCGGGAGGCAGUACAGGGAAACGACAGCCAUAAAGAUGGCAGUGGUAUUAAAAAGGCGCCAUUACCUGGUUUAAAGAGGCCAAAAUCACAAGUUCUGGGCUUCCACGACAAAGUGCAGGCUCGACUCAGAUAUAUCCGAAGAAUGAGAAGGAAACGGGCGUAUCAGGCUUACAUAAACCAGAAAAGAGAACAGCAAUUGAAGGUAAUUCACCCACCACCGCCACAACAACAACAACAGCAACAGCAACAGCAACAUCAACAGCAACAGCAGCAACAAGAACAGUUUCAGCAACCAGAACAGCAGCAACAACAAGAACAGCUUCAGCCACCAGAUGAAUAAUGGGGGAGGUUGAUCCUUGAUUCAUCAUGGCCAUAUGUUGUGGGUAUGAUAUGCUGUUCGCAGUUCUCAUGACGAGUUAAGAAGUUGCAUGCCGUUGGGAGACAACGAGGGGUUUGUAAGUUGUCGAUUUACAAGAUACGGCAGGAAUUUCCCCCCGAAUCAUCCUCUCUUGAAACUUUAUCAUAGAUUGAACCGUCAUGGAGUCGAAGAGUUGAGCCGACUUGGGCGGUCUCUCAUCCUUGGCGUCAACUGCAUAAUGACAGUCGAGCCGCGGAAUGAAUUUCGCACCCAGUCGCCAUCAUUGAAACAGUGCGACCGAAAUUAAAGUCCUUCUGGAAUGCAAGUCUAAAACACUUAUUUUUUAUCAGGAUUGUUAUGAUCAUCUGGUUGACGUUAACCUGGACGACAGAAGUCUGUCCUAUUGUUUUGGAGAUAUAUACCGAGAGGACUAUGUUUCUCUCACAUCGCAUGUAUAGAUGGUGACACACGGCAAUUUCGGAUCGAGCUCCAGAAGUUCUUCUUGAGCUAUGAAUGCAAUCAGCAUUUGAACAGUUUAAUGUUUUCUGUUUCUGCUUUUAUUUCGGUGCAGCAGGCUAUGGGACAAUUUUAUACUUUUUUCUUUCCAUCCUCAUAAACAUUCCUGAUCCCACAUUUUAUAAGGCCCAAAACUUUUUUUUUUCUUUGUAAUGAAAGGGAAGCGCUCGAAGGUUUUUAAAACAAGUUUUGUCCAAUGUGGGUGUGUGUACUUGGGUGUGAGCCAAAUCACUGAGCCUUGAGAUGAGAUGGAAUAUUUCUGACGAGUUUCGGAACGCACCAAAACGCACCGCAACGACAAAACGCGCCACGAUGAGCCAACACGCGCGUUAUAUGAAUUGCGCCAUUUUUGGUGCUACAAGAGGUGUUAGAUGCAAGCAGAAUUGUGUGCUUAUUUCAUUUGUUCGUGGUGUAUCUGGAUUUUACAAACUAAGGUACUCUCAAAGUUGGAAAUAAAAUUACUUAGAAUAAUUUAUCAUAUA